Molecule: messenger RNA, 3711 nt
Organism: Onychomys torridus (southern grasshopper mouse)
Lineage: Eukaryota; Metazoa; Chordata; Mammalia; Rodentia; Cricetidae
Gene: Cd163
Product: CD163 molecule
Cellular component (GO): membrane
Source: RefSeq, a predicted model, not a curated record
UGCAAUAGCACAAGGAGACAAAAGAGCCAUCGAAAUCAUUGAGCUUUGGAAGGGGCAAGUUCAGAAUGGUUCUUCUUAAAGAUGCUAGAUGUCCUGGUUAUAGAGGAUGUGUCCACUGCUUCAUCGUGGCCACAGUCUCCCUUCUCUGUGCCUCUGCUCUCACCAUUUCUCCCGGAGGAGUGAAAAAGGAGCUGAGACUAACCGGUGGGGAAAACAACUGCAGCGGGAGAGUGGAACUGAAGAUCCAGGAAAAGUGGGGAACAGUGUGCGGGAACGGCUGGAGCACGAAGGAGGUUUCCGUGGUUUGCCGGCAGCUGGGAUGCCCAACUUCUGUCCAAGCCCUUGGAUGGGCUAACUCCAGUGCAGGCUCUGGAGACAUCUGGAUGGAUAAGGUCUCCUGUACAGGCAAUGAGUCAGCUCUUUGGGACUGCAGACAUGAAGGGUGGGGUAAAUAUAACUGUACCCAUGAGCAAGACGUUGGUGUGACCUGCUCAGACGGAUCCAAUUUGGAGAUGAAACUGGUGAACCACAGGGGCCACCGGUGUUUAGGACGGGUAGAGGUGAAGUUCCAGGGAAAGUGGGGGACGGUGUGUGACGACAACUUCAGCAAAGAUCAUGUCUCUGUGAUCUGCAAACAACUCGGAUGUGGAAGUGCCAUUAGUUUCUCUGGCUCAGCUAAAUUUGGAGCUGGUUCUGGACCAAUCUGGCUUGACGAUCUGGCAUGCAGUGGGAAUGAAUCAGCUCUCUGGGACUGCAAACAUGGAGCGUGGGGAAAGCAUAAUUGUGACCAUGCUGAGGAUGUUGGAGUGAUCUGCUUAGAGGGAGCAGACCUGAGCCUGAGAGUGGUGGAUGGAGUGUCCAAAUGCUCAGGAAGGCUGGAAGUGAAAUUCCAAGGAGAAUGGGGGACUGUGUGUGAUGAUAGUUGGGACAUGUACGAUGCUUCUGUGGCAUGUAAACAACUGGGAUGCCCAACUGCUAUUGCCGCCAUUGGCCGAGUCAAUGCCAGUGAGGGAUCUGGACAUAUCUGGCUGGACAGUAUUUCCUGCAAAGGAGAUGAACCAGCUCUUUGGGAGUGCAAACAUCAGGAAUGGGGGAAGCAUUACUGUCAUCACAGGGAAGAUGCUGGUGUGACAUGCUCUGAUGGGUCAGAUCUGGAACUGAGACUUGUAGGUGGAGGCAGUCACUGUGCUGGGAUUGUGGAGGUAGAGAUUCAGAAGAUGGUAGGAAAGAUAUGUAGCCGAGCCUGGACCCUGAAAGAUGCUAAUGUGGUCUGUAGACAGCUUGGAUGUGGAUCUGCACUCAAGAUAGAGGCUAUAAUCUACUCCAAAAGUAAGGCGACAGAUACGUGGCUCUUCCCUGGCAUUUGUAGUGGAAAUGAAACCUCUUUUUGGCAGUGCAAAAACUGGCAGUGGGGCGGCCUUUCCUGUGACAUCUUCGAAGAAGCCCAAGUUACCUGCUCAGGUCACAGGGAGCCCAGAUUGGUUGGAGGGGAAAUUCCAUGCUCUGGUCGUGUGGAAGUGAAACAUGGUGAUGUGUGGGGCUCCAUCUGUGAUUUUGACUUGUCUCUGGAAGCUGCCAGUGUGGUGUGCAGGGAAUUACAAUGUGGAACAGUCAUCUCCAUCCUAGGAGGGGCACAUUUUGGAGAAGGAAGUGGACAGAUCUGGGCUGAAGAAUUCCAGUGUAGUGGGGAUGAGUCUCAUCUUUCACUGUGCUCAGUGGCACCCCCUCUCGAAGGAACCUGCAGCCACAGCAGGGAUGUCAGCUUAGUCUGCUCACGAUACACAGAAAUCCGCCUGGCAGAUGGCAAGUCCUCUUGUGAGGGAAGAGUGGAGAUCAAGGUGCUCGGAGCUUGGGGACCCCUCUGCAACUCUCACUGGAACAUCGAAAAUGCCCAUGUCUUAUGUCAGCAGCUCAAAUGUGGAGUUGCUCUUUCUACCCCAGGGGGAGCACAUUUUGGGAAAGGAACUGGUCAGGUCUGGAGGCACAUGUUCCACUGCACUGGGACUGAGCAGCAUAUAGGGGAUUGCCCCAUGACUGCUCUGGGAGCACCAACCUGUUCUGAAGGACAAGUGGCUUCUGUAAUAUGCUCAGGAAACCAGUCCCAGACACUGCAGCCGUGUAGCACAUCAUCUUCAGUCCAGACAACAAGCUCUACCAUUCCAAAUGAGAGUGAUGUUCCCUGCAUAGCAAGCGGUCAACUCCGUUUAGUAGGUGGAGGCAGUCGCUGUGCUGGGAGAGUAGAGGUCUAUCACGAGGGCUCCUGGGGCACCAUCUGUGAUGACAAUUGGGAUCUGAUUGAUGCCACUGUGGUGUGCAAGCAGCUGGACUGCGGUGUGGCUAUUAAUGCCACUGGUUCUGCUUACUUUAAGGAAGGAACAGGGAAUAUCUGGCUAGAUGAGAUCAACUGCAGUGGCAAAGAAUCUCACAUUUGGCAAUGCCGCUCACAUGGCUGGGGACGCCAUAACUGCAGGCACAAGGAGGAUGCUGGUGUCAUCUGCUCGGAGUUCAUGUCUCUGAGGCUGACCAAUGAAGUCCCUAGUGAGACCUGCACAGGCCACCUGGAAGUGUUUUACAAUGGUACAUGGGGAAGUGUAGGCAACAGCAAUAUGUCUCCAACCACCGUCGGAGUGGUGUGCCGUCAGCUGGGCUGUGCAGAUAAGGGGACCCUAAAACCCACAUCUUCAGACAAGACAUCGUCCAGGCUCAUGUGGACAGAUAAUGUGCAAUGUUCAAAAGGAGUUGACACCUUGUGGCAGUGCCCCUCAUCUCCGUGGAAACAGAGACAGGCCAGCCCUUCUGAGGAUUCCUGGAUCAUCUGUGACAACAAAAUAAGACUACAGGGAGGGCAUACGGACUGUUCCGGACGUGUGGAGAUCUGGCACAAAGGUUCCUGGGGGACAGUGUGCGAUGACUCCUGGGAUCUUAAGGAUGCUCAAGUUGUAUGUCAGCAGUUGGACUGUGGUCAAGCCAUGAAGGCACUCAAAGAAGCAGCAUUUGGUCCAGGAACUGGACCAAUAUGGCUCAAUGAAGUGCAGUGCAGAGGGAAUGAGUCUUCCCUGUGGGAUUGUCCUGCCAGACCAUGGAGUCACAGUGACUGUGGGCACAAGGAAGAUGCUUCUGUGCAGUGCCUCCUAGAAACGCCUUCAAAAUCAAAUCAUGGCACAGGUCACCCAGUCCUCACUGCACUCUUAAUCUGUGGGGCCGUUCUGCUGAUCCUUGUCACCGCAUUCCUCUUGUGGGCUCUGAAGCGAAGACAGACACAGCGGCUUACAGUUUCCUCAAGAGGAGAGAUUUUGGUACAUCGAGUUCAAUACCAGGAGAUGAAUUCAAGAGCCGACGAUCUGGACCUGCUGAAGUCCUCAGAAAAUUCCAAUGAUUCAUAUGAUUUUAAUGCUGAUGGACUAACGUCUCUGUCUCAAUAUCUUCCUGUCCCUGGAAUAAAAAAGGGAGCCAUGAGAGCCACACAGAGAAGGAAAAUGAUCAUUUAUAAUCCAGUGAGGUUAGGUUGUUGUUUAAGAGACCUUGACAGCCAGCUAAAUGGAGCAAGAGCCCAGUCUAUGCCCAGAAGGCCACAGCUGCAUCUUCAUACCAACCAUCCUCUAUUUCCUGGUAUUCUGCCGAAUUCACAGUAACCCUAUUUGUGAAUGUGACCACUUAAUAGAGAUGGGAAAUUUUGAGGGGGUUAAAUAAACAAUAUUGUUGCUGAUUUAA